AUGGGACAGGCCCUGGGGAUCAAGAGCUGCGACUUCCAGGCAGCAAGAAACAAUGAGGAGCACCACACCAAGGACAUCAGCUCCAGGCGUCUCAUUGUGAGGAGGGGACAACCCUUCGCCAUCAGGCUGCACUUCCGGGAUCCAGUCACCGCAUAUCUGCCUGCCCUAAAGAAGGUGGCCCUCAUUGCACAGACCGGAGAGCAGCCUUCCAAGGCCAACAGGACCCAAGCCACCUUCCCAAUUUCCAGUCUGGGGAACCGGAAGAGCUGGAGUGCGCAGGUGGAGGAGAGAGAUGCCCAGGCCUGGACCAUCUCUGUGACCACGCCCUCCGAUGCUGUCAUUGGGCACUACUCACUCCUGCUGCAGGUCUCACGCAGGAAGCCACGCCUCCUAGGCCAGUUCACCUUGCUCUUUAACCCCUGGGUUCGAGAGGAUGCUGUGUUCCUGGAGAAUGAGGCUCAGCGCUGGGAGUACGUGCUGAACCAGAACGGCCUCAUCUACCUGGGCACGGCGGACUGCAUCCAGGAAGAGCCCUGGGACUUCGGCCAGUUUGAGGGGGAUGUCUUGGACCUCAGCCUGGACUUGCUGAGCACGGACGAGCAAGUGGAGGAGUGGGGCAACCCUGUGCAUGUGGCCCUCGUUUUGGGCGCAGUGCUGCGUGCCCUCCAGGAGAAGAGCGUCCUGCCCGCCCCGCAGGCCCAGGACGCGGCGGAGGGGGCCUGGCUGAGCAAGCGCCGGGGCAGCGCGCCCAUCCUGCGGCGGUGGUGCACGGGCCACGGGCGGCCGGUGGGUGCCGGCCAGGCCUGGGUGCUGGCCGCUGUUGCCUGCACAGCGCUGCGGGCCCUGGGCAUCCCUGCGCGAGCCGUGACCGCCUUCUCCUCCGCCCAGGGCACGGGCGGGGGGCUGCUGGUGGAUGAGUACUACAGCGAGGAGGGCCUCCUGAACGGAGAGGGCCAGCGAGGCAGGAUCUGGAUCUUCCAGACUUCCACAGAGUGCUGGAUGGCCCGGCCUGAUUUGCCCCAGGGUUACGGUGGAUGGCAGAUUCUGUACCCAAGUGCUCAUAAGGGAGGUGCAGUCCUGAAGGCCUGUGAGCUGGUCCCUGUCAGAGCGGUCAAGGAGGGGACCCUGGGGCUGACCCCCGGAGUAGCGGACAUCUUCGCCUCGGUAAACGCCUCGUGCGUGGUCUGGAAGUGCUGUGAGGAGGGGACCCUGGCGCUGACCAACUCCAACACCAAGCAUGUGGGCCGAAACAUCAGCACCAAAGGUGUGGGCAGUGACCGCUGCGAGGACAUCACUCAGAACUACAAGUAUCCAGAAGGAUCUCUUCAAGAAAGAGAGGUGCUGGAGAGAGUGCAGAAAGAGAAACUGAAGCAUGGGGCAGACAACGGCAUCCGUCCUCCCAGUCUCGAGACUGCUGAUCCUCUGUACCUGUUCUUGGAAGCACCCAGCUCCCUACCCCUGAGAGGGGAUGCCCAGUUCUCCGUGACCCUGGUUAACCCCGGUGACCAGGAGAAGGCUGUGCGGCUGGCCAUUGGGGUGCAGGCCGUGUACUACAACGGCGUCCUUGCUGCUGAGCUCUGGAGGGAGAAGCUGCUCCUUACGCUCAGCGCCAACCUGGUCAGGAGAAUCACCACCAGCCUGUCCUUCUCCCAUUUUGAGCGAAGCCCACCUGAGAACAGCUUCCUCAGACUUACCGCUGUGGCAACGCACUCAGAGUCCAGCCUUAGCUGCUUUGCUCAGGAAGACAUCGCCAUUUGUAGACCACACCUUGAAAUUGAGAUGCCAGAGGCAGCAGAGCAGUACAAGCCUCUUAAGGCCUCAGUCAGCAUCCAUAACUCCCUGGAUGCUCCCCUAAAGGACUGUGUGAUCUCCGUCUUCGGAAGGGGGCUCAUUCACAGAGAGAGGAGCUACAGAAUAGGUCCCGUGAGACCAGGAAACACCUUGUGCACCCAGUUCUGGUUCACACCGGUGAAGGCGGGGCCCCAGAGGCUCAACGUGGAAAUGGACUGCAACAUGUUCCAGAACCUAACCAACUACAGGAGUGUCACCGUGGUCGCCCCUGAACUCGCAGCUUAG
Pipistrellus nathusii (Nathusius's pipistrelle) is the source of this 2076-nucleotide messenger RNA. NCBI's taxonomy places the organism in Eukaryota, Metazoa, Chordata, Mammalia, Chiroptera, Vespertilionidae. The record is from the annotation of a GenBank genome assembly.